Molecule: messenger RNA, 1588 nt
Organism: Arabidopsis lyrata subsp. lyrata
Lineage: Eukaryota; Viridiplantae; Streptophyta; Magnoliopsida; Brassicales; Brassicaceae
Product: telomerase Cajal body protein 1
Exons: 14
Coding region: 187-1476 (429 amino acids)
Molecular function (GO): protein binding
Source: RefSeq, a predicted model, not a curated record
AUGACAAACCUGGCGGGCUUUUCUUCCAAAUUCCAAUAAAAAUACCUAACCCGGUUUUUGGUUUAAUUUCGGUUCAAUUGUCGGUCUGAGAUUGAAAACCCGGUUCAGGUUUUGGAGAUUUUGACUGGGGUUUAGAACGAAAGUACACCUCUCUGCUGCUUUUUUCGAGAAGCUCUGACGAAGAAGAUGGGUGAAGAAGAAGCAGUAGCCGAAGAAAAUGGUGGACUUAAGGUAGAAUCAGGAGAACAAAACUCAUCCUGGCCUACUAUGAGAUUUGAUGUCUCUCCUUAUAGAACGCACCAUUUCUCUAAGCAGUUCAGGACCGCUCGAAACCCUAAUAAUUUCCUCAAGGGUCUUAAAUGGUCACCUGAUGGUUCAUGUUUCCUUGCAAGCUCUGAGGAUAAUACACUUAGUCUGUUUCAUCUGCCACAAGAUGGAGGGGAUUCUAAUGGCUAUGGAGUGCCAGUCCCUGAAGAAGAUUCGUAUGGUGCGAGUCUUCUUGUGAAUGAGGGUGAAUCUGUCUAUGAUUUCUGUUGGUAUCCUUACAUGUCAGUCUCAGACCCUUUAACAUGUGUCUUUGCUACGUCCACUAGAGACCAUCCGAUACAUCUUUGGGAUAGUACUUCUGGUGAGCUUCGGUGCACGUACCGAGCCUAUGAUGCUAUGGAUGAAAUAACUGCUGCAUUUUCUGUUGGAUUUAAUCCUGAUGGAACCAAGAUCUUUGCUGGUUACAACAGCUUCAUCAGAGUGUUUGAUCUUCAUCGUCCUGGAAGAGAUUUUGGGCAAUAUUCAACUCUACAGAAAAACAAAGAGGGCCAAGCAGGUAUAUUAUCUACUCUUGCUUUCUCCCCAACUAAUUCUGGAAUGUUGGCUGUGGGAUCUUACGGGCAGACUACUGGGAUUUACAGAGAAGAUAACAUGGAGCUAUUGUAUGUUUUACAUGGUCAAGAAGGCGGUGUUACGCAUGUCCAGUUUUCAAAGGAUGGGAACUAUUUAUAUACAGGAGGUCGCAAGGAUCCUUACAUUCUUUGCUGGGAUAUUCGGAAAUCUGUUGAGAUAGUCUAUAAAUUGUACAGAGCAACUGAGAACACAAACCAGCGUGUAUUCUUUGAUAUUGAGCCAUGUGGUCGACAUUUAGCUACUGGUGGUCAGGAUGGACUCGUUCACAUGUACGAUUUACAAACCGGAAACUGGGUUUCUGGAUAUCAAGCUGCUUCAGAUACCGUGAAUGCUUUCUCUUUCCACCCAUACCUUCCAAUGGCUGCUACAUCCUCUGGUCACAGACGUUUUGCAAUUCCUGAUGAUGACGAUGAAGAUAAGAACGAUCUUCAAUUAAAAGCUGAUGAGAACUGUGUAUCUCUCUGGAGUUUCUACGUUACGUCCGAAGAGAACAACACUUAUGAUGAAGACAAUGGCGAAACAAGCAAGUCUCAUCUCCAAAAUGUCACAGGAGGAGACGAAAUAGCCUUAACAUAAAUUUAAGUUUAAAAGGAAUCAAAACAGUAUUAGUCUUAUCCAAAAAGAAAUGGCAUAUUCUUAUCUUUUUGUGCCUUUUUAAACAAAAACAAAAAACAAAUUCCCAUACUUA